Messenger RNA from Cuscuta epithymum, 2286 nucleotides. The record is from the annotation of a GenBank genome assembly. Lineage: Eukaryota; Viridiplantae; Streptophyta; Magnoliopsida; Solanales; Convolvulaceae.
UAUCUCUCGCGGUCAUCUUCUCUACGUACUCUGCACUCUUCUCAUGUAAGUUUUUGGUGAUUCUACAUCAUGUGUAUUAUUCGCUCUGCUUUUUUUGAACUCUUAGAUUUUUUUUAGUUUGUAUUACUUUUUGGCAUUCGAAUGUUUGUUAUCUAGCUCAUGCAAUAUUUCAUGUCAUUCGAGUGUUCCUUAUCUUUUGAUUUCUUUGGAUUUCAAUGUUUGUUAUCAUUGCUACGUUAUUAUCAUUGGAUUUCAUUGUAAUCGUUUUUAUGAAUUAGUAAUUCUGAGUUUCUUAUAUUGUUUUCGGGUAUAUUAAUAUGUAUGAAGAUGAUGUAGUGUGCUUAUUCAUUAAACAAAUCAAUAUACUUUGUAUUUUACUUUUUUUUCAAUUGAUUUCCAAAUUUAUGGGUGUUUUUGCUCAUUGCUAUUUUCACACACUUUGAUGGAUGUCGAUUAUGCUCAAAGUUGUUGGUUGUUGGGAUGAUUCACAUGUUUUUUCUAAUAAAAGAACUUGCGGCCAAAUACUUCAUGGCAAUUCUUUUGAGUUCUAUGCUACCAAUGAUGACAUUUCAGCAGUUUGUGAAGAUACAACUCUUUUGCCUACACCUUCGUCUUCAUAUCCUGACACUGAAGAUGAUGAUGUUAGUCCAGAGUUUGAAUUACUUAGGUUGGGUGGUUGUCAAAUGUUUCAAAUAAGAAGGUUUGAUAGUGUUCAUAUCUGUGCUCUUAAUUUUAGACAAGGUCCCCAUCGUCAAGUGACAUGUGAUAUAAUUGAAGAAUUGAUUAAAAGUCGAUAUGUUGAUGCUUCAACAAAACCGUAUGCUCCAAAUGAUAUCAUCGUUGAUAUGAUUCAUACUUAUGGUAUUGUUUUGCCAUACAAAAAAAGCAUGGAAUGCAAAUAGAAAAGCUCAACAAAAGUUGAUGGGUUCAAAUGAGGAAUCAUAUCAGUUGUUACCAUCCCUUGCUUAUGUUUUGAAAGAGAAGCAUCUUGGUUCAGUGAUCAACUUAGGUAUUGAUGCCAAUGAUCAUUUUGAGUCUUUUUUCAUGUCAUUGGAUGUGUGGAUUCAAGGCUGGAAUCAUUGUUUUCCUGUCCUUAUUAUUGAUGGAUCAUUUAUGAAAGCAUAUUAUAAAGGGACUCUACUAACCGCUUGUGCUCAAUAUGCUAACAAGCAGAUAUUUCCUCUAGCUUUUGGCGUUUGUGACAGCGAGCGAAAGACAACAUGGACUUGGUUUUUUAAGAAACUAAAGGAGUGACUCGCAUUCAGGAAUGAUGUAUACAUUGUUUCAGACCGUCAUGAGGGUAUUCUUCAUGCAGCAAAGACUGUUUCCACAUGUUAAACAUGGGCAUUGUGUGUUUCACUUGUUUGGAAAUAUUAGGUCAAAGUUCAAGGGUUGUACGAAAGGUCUUUCAUGGAAAUUUAACCAGGUUGCAAGAGCUGCCACUUUUGCUUAACUGGAGAGUUUCUUGGCGUUAUUAGAUGCUGAAGAUCCUCAUAUCAGUGACUAUUUUUAUGGAAUAGGUGUUCAAAGAUGGGCACAUUGUUACUCCACUUUCUCUCGGAUGCAAAAGUGGUUCGUUGAACGUCGUGAUGCAUCAGCAGCCAAUAAAAUAGUUCUUUCUAAGCACUUUGAGUCCCAUCUUCGUGCUUACCAUGCUGCAACAUCACUUACGACUGUUAAGCCGGCUACCCAGUUUGAGUUUGAGGAGGUGGACAUAACUUUCAAAAUCUUCAUUGUUGAUUUGAAGGCCAAAACAUGCUCAUGCAUGUUUUGAAUUUCAACUUGAGCAGUUCAUAUGUGUUCAUGGUGUCACGGUUAUGCGUCAUCGUCGCAGUUUAUCUUGUUAUGACUAUAUUUCAAAGUAUCACUUCAAAUAAUCUUGUAUUGCUGCUUAUAGUGGGGUGGUUCACUCUAUUGGUUCUCCUGUGGAUUGAGACAUUCUUGCUUCUAUAAAGUCUAAUAUAUGCAAGCCGCCUACAUGUCUCACCCGCCAACCUGGUAGACCUAAGAAGCGUAUACCUUCAACUGGAGAAUUUUCUUCCCGCCAACGGUGUUCAUAGUGUAAAAAGGGUGGACACAAUAAGAAGUCAUGCAGGAACCCAAUUUCAGUUUGUAGUCUUUACUUAAAAAAACUAGCAAUUGUCUUCACUUUCUCCUUGAAUAACUGUUGUAAGACAUUCAUUUUUCAGUUUUAUUCUUCUUUACUGUCAUGGUGUUUUGUCAUUAUCAACUUGGUGUUUUUGUUAGUUUUUUGACAAUUAUGUUGCUGUAAUGUUUGUUUUUCUA